Molecule: messenger RNA, 3491 nt
Organism: Medioppia subpectinata
Lineage: Eukaryota; Metazoa; Arthropoda; Arachnida; Sarcoptiformes; Oppiidae
Source: the annotation of a GenBank genome assembly
UAGCGAACGUAACGCUAGUGUUAUAGCGAGUGAUGUGUUGUGUAUUGAAUGCAUUGAAUGCAUGAAGUGUUGACCAUUGACUGCAUCAUCACUUAUGCCUACAAUUAAUCCCUAAUUUAAUUCAAUUACACUUUUAUAUCCAUAUAUUUGUAUUUCAUUUCGCGUUUCGAUCAAUGCUUUUGAGUGCAAAGUAUUGUUGAACACAAUUAUUGACACCAUUUGUAUGAAUCAAUUGAUUUUGAGAGACAUUUUUGGGCCCAGAAAUGCAAAAUCCAAAUAAUAAUUACAAUCAGUUUAACAGUAAUUAUAAUUCAAAAUUAAAUAAUGGCUUCAAUAGUGCUAUGAAUGGUGUGAACAAUCAGAUGCCUAAUGGAUACCAACCGAUGCCAGCGAUGGCCACAACACACCCGACACAACCACCGCAACCACAACCGCAACACAAUUACAACUCCUAUCAGCCGAUCGGCCAAUCGUUUGCGCCGACCGGUCGUCCAGUCGGUCCGACUCUGGCCACCGAUUCGUACGUCAAUUCGAUGUACACUUCGCCGCCGAGUCAGCCAAACGCGAACCCAAUGAGACAACAAUUGCCGGCAUCUGUACCUCCGAUGCCAUCACAUAAACACUUUAACGCUAGCAAUGACUCAAAUGUUUUAAAUAAUCAAUACUUACCUCCGAUGCGAACACAACCGGCAGUCCUGCCCACAAACGGUCAGACAUUACCACCGAUUGGCAAUCAGUCUUACCGUCAGUCACAACAACCCCUACCGCCGCCACCGAUGAAUCCGCAAUCCUCUGCACCGGUAUUGCAAACACGACCGCCAAUACAACUACAACAACAAGCAAUAGUACCACCAAAACCAGUACCACUGGCGCCUCAAACGCACUUUCAAAGUCCACCGCCCGGUCCGCAGUCAACACAACCCGUUAACCACUAUAAUAAUUACGGCCAAAAUCAAGCCAUACCUCCGCCACCCAUAAACUCAUAUUCAAAUAAUAUGUCAAAUAUGGGACAUACAGUUCCUGCGGGCCAUGCGGUCACCUCUCAGCCCACGUAUAACGGACUCAACUAUAGUCAGACUCAAAGUGUGGAUCCAUUGACUACGAAAAUGAGCGCAAUGUCUGUAAACCAAACGUCUGUAAACCAAACGUGGGGUCAAAUGUGGAAUCAGGAGAGCGUUAAUUUGAUGACUGAAAAGGAUAUCCGAACCAAAGCUGUGUUGAAUGAACAGCAAAGAGCAGCCAAUUCUCAAAACGAUUUCGACACCAAUUGUAAUAAAGAGAUAAUGCGGUCAACUCUGACCAAAGUCCCCGAUUCGGCAUCUCUUCUACAGAAGGCUCGCCUCCCGUUUGGGAUUCUCAUCCAUCCCUUCAAAUCGGAUGACGACAUUCCGGUCAUUCAGGACAGCCCUAUAGUGCGGUGCAGAUCGUGCCGAACGUAUAUCAACCCUUAUGUCCGUCUAUUAGAUCAGCGCCGAUGGCAGUGCAACCUUUGCCUUAGAAUUAACGAAAUUCCGGAAGAAUUUCUUUAUGAUUACAAUACGAGACAAACGAUUGACUGCACGUCUCGACCGGAAUUAAAUUAUGGCUCAAUUGAAUACAUAGCUAGCGUUGAAUAUAUGGUACGCCCUCCACAACCGGCCGCAUAUCUGUUUGUGUUUGACUGUUCCCGACACGCGACUCAAAUCGGUUACAUCCCAUCCCUGGCCAAGGCUUUGAUGCAAUCAAUUGAUAAGAUUCCGGGCGAUUCGCGAACUCUGAUUGGUUUCAUUGCGUUUGAUUCAAAGCUACACUUUUUUAAUUUGGGAGAUAAACAGCCCAUUCAUUUAGUGAUGCCUGACAUUCAAGAUGUGUUUCUUCCGAAUUGUGACAAUAUUUUAGUUAAUUUGCAAUCAAAAAGAGCUCAAAUCGAAGAGUUUCUAACAGAUAUUUUGCCCACUUUUCCAUUGGAUGAUCCGAAUGAUGUGGUCUACGACACGGGAUCCGCUUUGGGCGCCGCCUUAACCGUGGCCUACAAAGUGUUGUCAUCACUCGGCGGACGAAUAACGCUAAUACAGGCAACACUUCCUAACAUAGGAAACACGAGCGACGGUUCAGUUCUGGCCAAUAGAGAGGACCCGAACAAGAGAACUAUAAACUCAAAUAAUUUGAAUGCAUUGACACCACUCCUGAAUCCCGGAACCGAUUUCUUCAAGAAAUUGUCGUUAGAGUGCUCUGAACAUCAGAUUGCAGUCGAUUUGUUUGACUUGUCGUCCUCUUACUCUGAUUUGGCAACCGUUGGGUCCGUUUCUAAAUUCAGUGGCGGUUCCGUUCACUACUACGGCGGAAGUCCUCCCUCUUGUCUAUUGGCCCGAUUCGAGGCCGACAUCAGACACUAUUUGGAAAGAAAUAUCGGUUUUGAAGCCGUUAUGAGAAUGCGUUGCACUCGAGGCAUAUCUAUUCAUACAUUUCACGGAAACUUUUUUGUCCGUUCAACUGAUUUGUUAGCGCUUCCGAACGUGAAUCCCGACUCUGGUUAUGGACUACAGAUAAGCAUAGAUGAAGACCUUAAAGACUAUACGAAUGUCUGCUUUCAAGCGGCAAUUCUGUACACAUCAGCCAACGGUGAAAGACGUAUUCGAGUGCAUACUCUGUCCCUUCCAGUGGUGACCACAAUAGGAGAUGUGAUUCAUUCUGCAGAUCAGGAGGCGAUCAUUGGUCUCUUGUCGAAGAUGGCUGUCGACAGAAGUCUUACGGGUUCGAUGUCUGACGCCAGAGAAGCGCUAAUCAAUGCAGUCGUCGAUAUUUUGAAUACAUACCGAGCGGUGAGCAGUGGGGCAGCCGGUGGUGCACUCGUCACCGCUGCCUCUACUCGGCUGUUGCCUCUCUAUGUCUUAGCCCUUAUAAAACACACUGCAUUUAGAGUCGGAAUAUCAACCAAAAUAGAUGAAAGAGUGUACGCAAUGGAACGGAUCAAAUGCCUUCCACUCAAACAGUUAAUGACAUAUAUUUAUCCUAAUCUUUACGCCAUUCACAACAUCAAUGAGAAUGAAAGGCCGACUCCCGUUCAGCUCACGUUCGCCAAUAUUGAACGCAAUGGAGUCUAUCUGUUGGACACUUACGACAAUCUGUUUGUGUAUAUCUGUAAAUCAGUUCACCCGCAAUGGUUGGCCGAAGUGUUUAAUGUGACGCAAUGGGCGCUAAUACCAGAUGACGGCGACUCCACCACUAAUAAUCAGACGCCAAAUAAUCCACAGAUAAGGCAGCGGUCGCCCGAACCCGAAGAACGGCCUAUCAUUCGAUUAUCGCAAUUGGAAAACAUGACAUCCAAACGAAUCCAUGCUUUUAUCGAUGAUAUCAUUAAAGAGCGACCAUUUCAGCCAAACUUUCAUAUUCUUAGAGAGGACAGUCGGCUUCGGUACGCAUUUUUACAGUACAUGUACGACGACAGGAAUGAAUCGGCGUUUAGUUAUUACGAGUUUUUACAACACAUUCAGCAACAGAUUAAGAAUUAG